UCCAACCAAAUCAGCAGCUUCUUCCCCGCCGCCGAAACAGAUCUAUCGCCUCCGUCUCCCUCCUCGCCCUCGCCCCCCGCCGCCGCGAUGUCUCGCCGGUACGACAGCCGCACCACGAUCUUCUCGCCGGAGGGCCGGCUCUACCAGGUGGAGUACGCGAUGGAGGCGAUCGGCAACGCCGGCUCGGCCCUCGGCAUCCUCGCGUCCGACGGCGUUGUCCUCGUCGGCGAGAAGAAGGUCACCUCCAAGCUCCUCCAGGCCUCCCGCUCCGCCGAGAAGAUGUACAAGGUCGACUCCCACCUCGCCUGCGCCGUCGCCGGGAUCAUGUCCGACGCCAACAUCCUCAUCAACACCGCCCGCCUCCACGCCCAGCGCUACGCGCUCUCCUACCAGGAGCCCAUCCCCGUCGAGCAGCUCGUCCAGUCCCUCUGCGACACCAAGCAGGGCUACACCCAGUUCGGCGGCCUCCGCCCCUUCGGCGUCUCCUUCCUCUUCGCCGGCUGGGACAAGGUCCACGGCUUCCAGCUCUACAUGAGCGACCCCUCCGGCAACUACAGCGGCUGGAAGGCCGCCGCCGUUGGCGCCAACAGCCAGGCCGCCCAGUCCAUGCUCAAGCAGGACUACCGCGAUGGCAUGACACGUGAGGAGGCCGUCGCCCUCGCUCUCAAGGUCCUCAGCAAGACCAUGGACUCCACCAGCCUGACGGCCGACAAGCUGGAGCUGGCCGAGGUGUUCCUGCAUCCGGGCACCGGGGAGGUGCAGUACCAGCUGUGCUCCCCCGAUGCCAUGGGGAAGCUGCUCGCCAAGGCUGGGCUCACGCAGCCGGCCCCCGAGGAAUGAUCAACCCAGCUGGUUUGCUGUUGUUCUCGAUUUGGGAUGAUAUUAUCCAUGUGAUGGUGAACAAAUUGAUCAACUGGGAUAAUGUCUGUUAAGAGUUGGAAGUCAAUCCAAAUUGUUACUCCUGUUGGUUUGCUUCUGGUAACUCCUGUUAGCCCAUUCUAAAGCCGAUCUAUCUUCAAUAUAUCCAUGUAGCAUGUAGCUCGCCCUGCAGAAGUUCAGUAUUUGUCUAUGGAGUAUGGUCUAUGUCAAGAACUUGAGACCUGAGACAGCAAAUAGAAAGGUUUGACUUGAUUUGCA
Messenger RNA from Lolium perenne, 1137 nucleotides. Its product is annotated as proteasome subunit alpha type-4-1-like. Gene Ontology annotation, cellular component: proteasome core complex; proteasome core complex, alpha-subunit complex. Lineage: Eukaryota; Viridiplantae; Streptophyta; Magnoliopsida; Poales; Poaceae. The record is from RefSeq and is a predicted model, not a curated record. Gene Ontology annotation, biological process: ubiquitin-dependent protein catabolic process.